UCCGGAACUUCCUGUCCUGGUCGUGCUCCGCGAUCUCAGAGUAGCGAUGCGGCCCUGGCUGUUGUGGGGCGUUGCCCGGUGCCUCUGGGCCCGCCCGGCUGUGGGUCCGGCCCGCCGGCCUCUAAGCUACGGUAGCCUGCCACUGGAAGAACUGUUCUCCAGCGGCGGGCCUUUGCGGACCUUCCUUGAGCGCCAGGCAGGGUCUGAAACCCAGUUGCAGGUCAGGCCUGAGUUGGUGGCGGUGGCCAAACGGCUGAGCGAGAAGGAGCAGGAGCUGCGAGAGACCGAGCACCUGCUGCACGAUAAGAAUGAAGAUUUAAGGAAACUUGCAGAAAAUGAAAUAACUUUGUGUCAAAAAGAAAUAACUCAGUUGAAGCAUCAGAUUAUCUUACUUUUGGUUCCCUCAGAAGAAACAGAUGAAAACGAUUUGAUCCUGGAGGUGACUGCAGGAGUUGGGGGUCAGGAGGCAAUGUUGUUCACUUCAGAGAUAUUUGAAAUGUAUCAGCAAUAUGCUGCUUUUAAAAGAUGGCAUUUUGAAACCCUGGAAUAUUUUCCAAGUGAAAUAGGUGGCCUUAGACAUGCAUCUGCCAGCAUUGGGGGUUCAGAAGCCUAUAAGCAUAUGAAAUUUGAAGGAGGUGUGCACAGAGUACAAAGAGUGCCAAAGACAGAGAAGCAAGGCCGCAUCCAUACUAGCACCAUGACUGUGGCAAUAUUACCCCAGCCUACUGAGAUUAACCUGGUGAUUAAUCCUAAAGAUUUGAGAAUUGACACUAAGCGAGCCAGUGGAGCUGGGGGGCAGCAUGUAAACACCACGGACAGUGCUGUCCGGAUAGUUCACCUUCCAACAGGUGUUGUUUCUGAAUGCCAACAAGAGAGAUCUCAGCUGAAAAAUAGAGAGAUGGCUAUGAAAAAGUUACGUGCAAAACUGUACAGCAUGUAUCUAGAAGAAGAAACAAGUAAAAGAUACAAUGCUAGAAAGAUUCAGGUUGGAACUAAAGGAAGGUCAGAGAAAAUAAGAACAUAUAAUUUUCCACAGAACCGGGUCACAGAUCACAGAAUAAACAAGUCACUACAUGAUCUUGAAACUUUUAUGCAAGGAGAUUAUCUACUGGAUGAACUUGUACAGUCACUGAAGGACUAUGCUGAUUAUGAAUCUUUAGUAGAAAUUAUUUCUCAAAAAGUUUAAGUUGAUUUGUUAUUAAAGACUUUUUAUAGCUUAGAAAAUUUCUAUUAUAGCAAAUCAUAUUGUAUGUAAAUAGUCACCUGUAUUCUCUUGAAAAACAAGAAUUAACACAGUUGGAAGUAAUAUGCAUAUUCUUGAGACCUAGAUAAUUUAUAUAAAUACUUCUCAAUGCAUCAGUAAAAAACAUACAAUAUACAGAUGUUCCUCCAUUUACAAUGGAGCUACUUCCCAAUAAAACCAUCAUAAGUCAAAAAUAUCUUAAAUUCAUUUAAUACUAGCAACACAACACAGCACACAGUCCCCUACUUAAGGAUGGUUUAACU
Propithecus coquereli (Coquerel's sifaka) is the source of this 1506-nucleotide messenger RNA. It is a transcript of the gene MTRF1L, whose product is annotated as mitochondrial translational release factor 1-like. The transcript is spliced from 7 exons. Gene Ontology annotation, biological process: translational termination. Lineage: Eukaryota; Metazoa; Chordata; Mammalia; Primates; Indriidae. Gene Ontology annotation, molecular function: translation release factor activity. The record is from RefSeq and is a predicted model, not a curated record. Bases 47 to 1186 code for a protein of 379 amino acids.